CAUGCAGUUGAGCAAAAGUCUUCGCGCGAGCCACAGUGAUAAUCGUGUGCCCCAUUGAUUGGGUCAUAGCAUAUAGCACGUACGCCAAUAUCUCUCGAUUUAUCCCAUUACCCUGUCGCGUCUGCACCCUAUUAAAAAUUGAGGGUACAGCAAAUAUCGUUACAUAGAGAUAUUUAACGAGGAUCCUUUCGGGCCUUCGCAGCAGCUGUAGCAGCAAUAAUAAUCGAUCGUCGUAUUCGUGGCAAGUGUUGGCAAUCAUGGAGAGCAAGCCGAAAUUGUGCGAGGAGCCGACGUGGAAGAAGCUGCAGGAUUACUUCAACGCCAACGGCGCCAAGAUCAACAUAAGCAAGCUCUUCCAGGAGGAUCCGGCCCGUUUCGAUAAGCUUAACUUGCAGCUUGAGACCCCGCAAGAUGGGCCGAUUCUUCUCGAUUACUCCAAAAAUCGCAUCACACAAGAUGUCCUGGCGUUGCUGUUUCAAUUGGCGCGGGACCGUAAAAUCGAGCAGGCUCGUGACGCGAUGUUCACGGGACAGAAAAUCAACUUCACAGAAGGCAGAGCUGUGUUGCACACUGCACUGAGAAAUAGAGCCAAUACUCCUAUUAUGGUUGAUGGCAAAGAUGUCAUGCCAGAUGUCAAUGCUGUUUUAGCUCAUAUGAAGGAAUUCACAAAUCAGGUGGUAUCCAAAGAAUGGAAAGGUUUUACUGGAAAACCUAUUGAAGAUGUUGUAAAUAUUGGUAUUGGUGGUUCAGACUUGGGUCCUCUGAUGGUUACUGAGGCAUUGAAGCCAUAUCAUGUUGGUCCUAGAGUUCACUUCGUCAGUAAUAUUGAUGGAACUCACAUUGCAGAAACACUUAAAAAAGUGAAUCCAGAAACUGUUCUUUUCAUCAUUGCUUCAAAAACAUUUACAACCCAAGAAACAAUUACAAAUGCAACAUCAGCUAAAAAAUGGCUUUUAGAGCAUUUGAAAGAUGAAUCAGCUGUAGCUAAGCACUUUGUUGCUUUGUCUACCAACACUCCAAAAGUCAAAGAAUUUGGCAUCGAUGAGAAAAAUAUGUUUGGAUUCUGGGAUUGGGUUGGAGGAAGAUACUCUUUGUGGUCUGCUAUUGGUUUAUCUAUUUCAUUGACAAUUGGCUUUGACAAUUUUGAAAAAUUGUUAGAAGGUGCCUUUUAUUCUGAUCAACAUUUCCGUUCUGCUCCAUUGGAAAAAAAUGCUCCUGUAAUUUUAGCUCUUCUAGGAAUAUGGUAUCACAAUUUUUAUAAUGCUGAAACUCAUGCACUGCUCCCUUAUGAUCAAUAUUUGCAUAGAUUUGCUGCUUAUUUCCAACAAGGUGAUAUGGAAAGUAAUGGCAAAUACGUAACCAGAUCUGGGGAUGUGGUCAAUUAUUCCACUGGACCAAUUGUUUGGGGAGAACCUGGAACCAAUGGACAGCAUGCAUUUUAUCAAUUAAUACACCAAGGAACUAGACUGAUUCCUGCAGAUUUCAUUGCCCCUGCCCAAUCUCAUAAUAAGGUGCAAGGUGAUCUUCAUCACAAGAUUCUUUUGUCUAAUUUCUUGGCCCAAACUGAGGCUUUGAUGAAAGGCAAAAGCCCAGACCAAGCCAAAGAAGAACUAGAAAAAUCUGGACUUGGUGCUGAUCAAGUAAAAGCACUACUGCCACAUAAAGUGUUUGAGGGAAAUAGACCAACUAACAGCAUUCUGGUGAAAAAGCUCAGCCCCUUUACUUUAGGAGCACUAAUUGCAAUUUACGAGCACAAAAUUUUCGUACAAGGCAUUAUUUGGGACAUCAACUCAUUCGAUCAGUGGGGAGUGGAAUUGGGCAAGCAAUUAGCUAAAGCAAUUGAACCAGAACUUAAUAAUUCUGAUAAGAUUACAAGUCAUGAUUCAUCAACAAACGGAUUGAUUGCUUUUAUUAAGUCCAAUAGUACUUAAGAUUUUUAGAAUUCAUCUUUUCUUUUUAAAUAUUUUAAACAACACUCACAGACUUAAAAAACUAAAUAGUGGUCUAGAAAUGAAUUUUCUGUGAAUUUGAAAAAACGGCUGUAUUCAAAAUGUGUCUGAUUGAUUUGUUACUUUCAAAAGAUCCUGAAAUUUUCAAACAUUAUAAUUUUAGAGACUUUACGUAUGUGUGAUAUGAAUUGCAAUUUUUUUUAUUAAAUAUGGAAAAUUGGUUUUGAUGCAUUAAGGUAGUUGAAAAAACUUGUAUGCCUUACUAAAAUAUCAAAUUUGAAGAGUUUGAUCCUUUUUGUAGAUCAAAUAACAAAACAAAUGCUUCACCAAUUUUCUCUUACCAGAUUAUACAUAUUUGCAUGGAUUGUAAAAUAUUAUUGUUAGUUUUUACGUUGUGUGGAAUUUAUUUAUCAAAAUCACAAGAUGAAUGUUGUAAAUGAUCAGCGAUUUACCUGUUUUUUGAAUUCUUUUUGUAAUUUGUUACUUUGCAAAAAAAAAGAGAUGACCGUUACCCGAGAUAACGUCGAUGAGCAAUCUCGUUAUGUCUAUUAUAAAACAAUGUCAAUCGUGCGAUUAGACGAGAAAUCGUAGAUCAAUUAAUACUGAACAGAUUGAAGCAUUGUCGUUCGUUAUAAUGUUAAAGUUGAUGAUGAUAUACGUAUAUAAAUACAAAUUAUAUUGAAAAGAAAAA
This is a messenger RNA of Trichogramma pretiosum, 2640 nucleotides long. RefSeq names its product glucose-6-phosphate isomerase (gene Pgi). The transcript has 11 exons. Bases 258 to 1931 code for a protein of 557 amino acids. NCBI's taxonomy places the organism in Eukaryota, Metazoa, Arthropoda, Insecta, Hymenoptera, Trichogrammatidae. The record is from RefSeq and is a predicted model, not a curated record. Gene Ontology annotation, biological process: glycolytic process; gluconeogenesis; glucose 6-phosphate metabolic process. Gene Ontology annotation, cellular component: cytosol. Gene Ontology annotation, molecular function: glucose-6-phosphate isomerase activity; monosaccharide binding; carbohydrate derivative binding.